CAUUUAUCAGCUAAGACUUUUUUUCAACAAUUUUAAAUAACUUAUCAAUAUUUAAGUUUGUAAUCAACAGAUGACAUUGUUUUUCAGUACUAUUAUAAUAAUAUUAUAAUACAUGCUAAUAUUUUACACAAUUAAGUAGUAUGGCUUUUUGCUCUACCAUGUAACGAUGCAGUUCAAACAAUUAAUGUAUAAAGGUUUUAAAUACUAAUACUAUUAGUGCGACUACUCCCUCAUGAUGUCAAGUCUUGUGUAUACAUUGGAAAGUGUUGCUACAACAAUCACAAAUUGAACUCAAAUCUACUUCAAUGACAGGGACGAUUCCUCUUAAUUUUUGUGUGGAAAAAAAAUUAUGUGCAAUUGAAGAACGAAGAUCUGAACGAGAGCAAAGGAGAGAAUUGUUUAAGCUAACAAAUAUCGAUUAUGGAACCGGUGUUAAUGUUGAAGAAAGUAUAUCAAGCGGUGAUGAACGUAAUGUGCUUAACUCUAAAGAUUCCGAAAUGUGUGAAAGUAUUACAAUGCCAGUAAAAAAUAAACGAGGUAGGGAAGAAAUUAUGACUAGUCGUCUAGCAUCAGCUUUAGACAAACGUAAGGUUAGUGACAGGGAUGCAGUUCACUAAUUAAUAGUAUAGUGCCGAGGUAUUUAAUGUAGAUAUAAAUGACUAUGCAAUAAAUCACUCUUCGAUUAAAAGAACUUGUGAAAGUUUUUGUUACUAAAUAUCUUCCGAAAUUAGAACAGCAUUCCAUCAAUUAAACUUAAAUUCUGUAGUUGUUCACUGGGACUCAAAAAUACUUCCUAAUUUGAUAGGAACAAUAAAUGUAAACAGAUUACCAGUUAUUAUAACAGCACCAAACGAAGAACAACUUCUUGGAGUACCACAUUUGUCAUCUAGUACUAGAAAGGAAAUUUCUUCUGCAGUGUAUGACACAUUAGAAAAAGAGAUUAGAAAAAGUGCAAGCGUUUGUUUUUGAUACCACAGCAUGCAAUAGCGGCAGAUUAAAUAGAAUAUCUUAUCGGCAUCACAUGUUUGAAAUUAUUUUGCAAUCAGUUUUCUUAUACUCAAAACUUACAAUAAUGUCCGGUCCCGAAAUUUCUAUUUUUAAACUUUUAAAAAAUAACUGGAAACUAACUAAAAAAUAACUGGAAUCAAAUAGAUCAAACUAAAUUUAGUACUUGGGUAAGUGAUAAUGGGGUAAAAAAAAUAUUGCAUAAAAUAGCCGAUGAUGUUAUAUUAUUUUGUAAAGAUGCUUUAAACCAAAAUCUGCCAAGGGAUGAUUACGAAGAAUUUUUGGAAUUGGUAAUAAUUUUUUUGGAUGGCGUACCACCUAAAGGUACCUAUUAAUUUUAAACGUCCAGGAACUUAUCUAGCUAGAUGGAUGUGUAAAGGAAUAUAUUAUUUAAAAAUAUUCAUAUUUCAAGAACAAUUUAAAAUGACAAGAGCAGAAAUUUCUUUAUUGAAAACUAUGUUGUUUUAUUGUAAAAUACUAUAUAGAGUUUUGGUUUAGGUCUCCUAAUGUCAUUGAAGCCCCUUAUAAUUAUGUAAUUUUUUAAGAAAACUUGAAGACUAUAAAUCCGAUGAUAAGCAAGUGGCUGAGAUCGCUAUAAAAUAUGUAUUAAUCAUUUAUGGUAUCUUAGAGAAGAAACCUCUUGUUUUUUGAUAUUUGAUGACAGGAUUGAUAAUCUGAUAAUCUGUAAAAUAACAAAUAGCUAAAAAACUAUUAGAAAAUUACGAUCAUGAGGAUGACGAAUUUAACACAGAAAUUCAAAAAAAAUAUUUAUUAAAAAUUGACGACGUCUCACAAUUUCUAAAACAAGACUUACCACUUGAAUUAUUGACGCCUAAAUUGAAAAAUAUAUU
Molecule: messenger RNA, 1856 nt
Organism: Sipha flava (yellow sugarcane aphid)
Lineage: Eukaryota; Metazoa; Arthropoda; Insecta; Hemiptera; Aphididae
Exons: 4
Coding region: 306-617 (103 amino acids)
Source: RefSeq, a predicted model, not a curated record